AUGGACUCUUCAAGCCCAUCGAAAGAUGCCGCUGCUGUUUUAGCUUGGUCUAUCGCUGCUCCGCCAAAACCUCUCCCCGCUAUCAACCAGAUCAAACGUAUCUGUGUAAUCGAUUUCGACAAUACCUUGUACCGGUCCCCGGUUCCUAGCAAUAUAUGGGAUGGGCCAUCGAUUGGUAUCCUCGGAGACAGGGAUCGUCUACUCGGAGGAGGUUGGUGGCAAACUCCAUCUAUACUCGAUGCCACGGUGGAUCAACGUAGUACGUGCCCGUCCGUAGCUUCUCAGGGCGGUCACGAGCGUCGGUACCCCGAUCGUUGGAACAAGCCAAUCGUUGAUAUCGCCCGGACAGUCGAUCAAAAUAUCCAUACUUUGAACGUCCUCUUGACCGGACGGAGCAGAAUAUUAUUCUCAAAAACAGUGCUACGGAUCCUAGGAAACGCUGGCUUUAACUUUGAUCUUGUUGUCCUGAAGCAGGAUCAUCCGCAGCUUGGGCACGAGUUUGCGACAACCAUGGACUUCAAAAAAUGUUUCAUAUCAAUGAUUUUAAACUAUUAUCACGAGGCAGAGAGGAUCAGCAUAUACGAGGAUCGUCCUGGCCACUCAAGACAGUUCAGAGAUUUCGGCGACGAAUUCAACAAGUCAUGUAUUCGGGAUUCUCUUGUACGGCCGCAGGUAAGAUUCGACGUCAUUCAAGUCCAACCGGCACAUAGGGAUCUGGACCCCGUCGAAGAAAUCAAGCAAGUUAAGUUCAUGCUUCAACGACACAACAGAUUAGCGCAAAAUAUGGAUGCUAGUCUGCGCCCACUCCCCGCAAAACUAUUCAAGCGGGUUUGCCACACUAGUUACAUGCUACACCCUGAAACUACACACAGGCUUUUAGUAAAAUUUCGUCUCAGACAAAGAUUAAACACUCGCGAAGUAGACUUCUUCGGAAGACACAUCCCUAUCAAAAUGGGUAAAUGCGAGCCUGUGGAGAUCGAAAACUUGGGUGGAAUAGGAGCACAAAUCCAAUUUGAGACUGUCAGCUUCGGAAGUUACAAUGAUAGUAUAUGGGCUGUCAGGGUAAGGCCGGUGGGUUCCAACGUGGUUGUUUCGACGAUGAACGCGAUCCCAACAAUUGUGCUUGCUAAAAAGAUCGACGUCGCUGAGACUUUCCUUCGAAGGAUUGAAAAUUGGGAGGAUAUACGCCCAGGCGAUCCCAGGUAUCUCAGGUUUUCCGCGACAGUAGGUGAACAACUGCAGCUACAGAUAUCAGCCCCAAAACUCCAUCUCGGCGGGUAG
Molecule: messenger RNA, 1281 nt
Organism: Orbilia oligospora ATCC 24927
Lineage: Eukaryota; Fungi; Ascomycota; Orbiliomycetes; Orbiliales; Orbiliaceae
Exons: 4
Coding region: 1-1281 (426 amino acids)
Source: RefSeq, a predicted model, not a curated record